CAGAAACCCUAAUUCCUUGUUUUAUCCAACCAUGUCUCUUGCUCUAAAACCUAUAAUCUUGUUCCUCGUACUCUGUGCGUUGAAUCCUUUUCCCUCUGUCGAGUCUGCUAUUCCGUCGUUUAUCAGAACUCUCCAAAACCUGAGGGGCAUUCAUAGGGGACAAAACGCGGAGGGCGUAGGCACACUCAGAAGCUACCUCAAAAAUUUAGGCUACCAAGUAAACGACAAAUCUUCUUCCGACAACAACUUUGAUGCAAACGAUGAAUCUGCUCUGAAACAGUACCAAGCUUUCCAUGGCUUGCAGACCAGUGGUGUGGUGGAUGAUCAAACCAUCGAAACCAUGAGCCUCCCACGUUGUGGAUUGCCUGAUAUCACAGCCACUCCUAACCCUAACCCUAAUGGUUUGUCGUCGUCGCCACCCCAAAACUUCACUUUCUUCCCAGGAAAUCCAAAGUGGAGCAAGUUUAACUUAACCUAUCGAACGACUCGAAUGCCUCUAUUUGUUUCCGUCGGCACGAAUGCCUUUAAACAAGCAUUGAGUAAUGCCUUUAACGCCUGGGGAGAGAACAACAGUUUCACGUUCACUGAAACCACUGGUCAAGCUGACAUAGUCGUUGGCUUCCACCGUGGCUUCCACUUUGAUUUUUAUCCAUUUGAUGGGCCAGGUGGGGUUCUGGCACACGCUUUUGCUCCAGAAGAUGGAAGAAAUCACUUGGAUGCAGAUGAAAACUGGAGCACUACAGGGACACCACCAACCAUUGAUCUUGAAACUGUUUCUCUGCAUGAAAUUGGUCACAAUAUGGGGCUUGCACACAGUAACGAUCCUAACGCGGUUAUGGCACCCACAUAUACAGGGGUACGACGGGAUCUAACACAAGAUGAUAAGGAUGGUUUGAACAAUCUAUAUGGGUUUUAGAACUAGAACUUGAGAAUAAGUGGAAUAAUCGUCGAGUGUAGCAUGUGUUUGGCCAAGGUGUGUCAGUAAUUAAUCUCAUAGAUGCUAAAACCAGUUGCAUGUACUACUAUUAAGCAACAAUUA
This is a messenger RNA of Vigna radiata var. radiata (mung bean), 1039 nucleotides long. Its product is annotated as metalloendoproteinase 1-like. The record is from RefSeq and is a predicted model, not a curated record. Gene Ontology annotation, biological process: proteolysis; extracellular matrix organization; collagen catabolic process. The transcript has a single exon. Gene Ontology annotation, molecular function: metalloendopeptidase activity; zinc ion binding. Lineage: Eukaryota; Viridiplantae; Streptophyta; Magnoliopsida; Fabales; Fabaceae. The coding region runs from base 32 to 916 and encodes 294 amino acids. Gene Ontology annotation, cellular component: extracellular matrix.